UUUCCGCCGCGGGAGCAGCCCCGCCCCCGGGGCCGCUGCCCGGCUUCCUUCCUUCCUUCUCCCUUCCUUCCGCCGUGCUCCGCUCUCCCGGGCGGCGGGGCAGGAGGUGCCGCGGCCAUGUCGCUGCUCUGCUACAACCGGGGCUGCGGGCAGCGCUUCGACCCCGAGACCAACACGGAGGAUUCAUGCACAUACCAUCCAGGUGUGCCUGUUUUUCAUGAUGCUCUCAAAGGUUGGUCAUGUUGUAAGAGGAGAACAACAGACUUUUCUGACUUCUUGAGCAUUGCGGGCUGUACAAAGGGUCUCCAUAACAGCGAGAAACCUCCUGAGCCUGUUAAACCAGAAGUCAAAACUACCUCUGAACGAAAGGAGCUAGCUGAACUGAAACCCAAAUUUCAAGAACACAUCAUUCAGGCACCAAAACCAUUGGAAACAAUUAAGAGGCCAAGCCCAGAUGAGCCAAUGACAAAUUUGCAGCUGAAAGUGUCCGCUUCCUUGAAACAAGCUCUUGAUAAACUGAAGCUGUCAUCAGAAAACGAAGGGAGAAAAGAGGAAGAUGGUGAUGAGAUCAAGAUUGGGACGACAUGUAAAAAUGCAGGCUGUUCAAAAACAUACGAAGGACCACACAGCACAGAAGAAGUAUGUAUAUACCAUUCUGGUGUACCUAUAUUCCAUGAAGGGAUGAAGUAUUGGAGCUGUUGUAAAAGAAAAACUUCUGACUUUAAUACGUUUUUAGCUCAAGAAGGCUGCACUAGAGGAACACAUGUAUGGACUAAAAAGGAUGCAAGUACCAAAGUAGUUCCAUGCAGGCAUGAUUGGCACCAGACUGGAGGAGAAGUGACUAUUUCUGUAUAUGCUAAAAACUCUGUCCCUGAUCUGAGCUACGUAGAAGCUAAUAGCACAAUGGUAAAUAUCCAUAUUGUAUUUGAAGGAGAAAAAGAGUUUCAUCGCAGUGUGAAGUUAUGGGGAGUGAUCGAUGUAAAGAGGAGUUACGUGAACAUGACCGCUACAAAGAUUGAGCUCACUAUGAGAAAAGCAGAGCCCCUGCUAUGGGCAAGUCUGGAGUUACCAGUAUCCAACACACAACCAAAACAGGAGAGUUCAGAGCAAUAACGAUUCCAAGAGACAAGUUAUUUCCCAUGACGAAGUGGUGACUUGCUACUGUAAUCAAAUAUUUAACUUUUAUAUAGAUUUUUUUUUUUUUUUUUUAAUGCUAGAUCAUCUGUUCCCUUCUAGAAAGAAAUUUGACGCACAGGAAAUGGGGGUGGAAACUUGAAAGGGUAACGGUUAUUUCUGCUGUUGCUCCCGUGGGUAUGUUUAUGCUAGAUGCAAUGUCUCCAUGGGUAUUUAGAGCAAAACAGCUACUGCCCUUUGCUUGCAACCUUCCCUACCAUGCACUGACUAUCCCAGUAGAUGUGCUUUCUGUUCACAGUGGGUUUCUUUGUUUUUCAGCUGUUCUGUUUAAACUGGAUGCAUUCAGUAGCCUGUAUUAAAUUCAACUGUUAUGAAGCAUACAGUAAUGCAGGUACAAAAAUCUGAGUUUCAACUGAUUAGCAUGUAAUUCCACAUCUAGAGUGAAAGGUUACAUAAACAAAAAUAUGAAGUUGUACGCUUGUAGACUUUUGUGUUGUGAAACGUAGGUUUGUUUCAAUGCCUGUUGGCUAUGGAGGGAUGAAAUAAUGGCUGUAGUUCCAAGGAUUUCAGUACUUGAUGACUCCUGCUAUCUUUCAUAUAUAUCAAAGCAGAUCGGGUUAAAAUUAAAAUUAAAAGGUGGCAAGAAGGGAUUUUUGUUUACUUCUUUACAUUUGCUAUUUGAAUAGUUAAAUAUAAAAGCAAAUGGGCAGUGAAAUGGCUGUAUAACUUAUGAUUUCAGCUAUGAAGAGUAUGCAAACAGCAAACUAUUGUAAAAUUACCAAAGUGCUGGAUAUAUUUGACAGCCUUUAGAAUGUAUAGUCUGUCCUGUUCUACAAGGUUGAACAUCUCAAGACUCUUCUCAAAGUAAGUGGAUAUGUGUAGUAGGAGAAGUCAGGACAUACUGUGGGUGUCUUGGUAAAACAAUUUCCACACAGAUGUGUAUAAUUCUUGACUCUGAGGAUGGUCAUCUAAGAACUGCAGUUACAUACAGGACAAAUCUUAGGAGAAACAACAUGCUUUAAAAUGUCUGUCUCAAAUUGUAAUUGUGCUUUUGAAUCAAAAUACUUUAAAAGAAUACUGUCUCUUUUGAGCAGACUGUCAUUAGAAAUCAAGACCUUAGUUUUGUUUUCAGUUCCUCAGUAAAGGUAUGUGGCUGAAAACAGGAUAGCUGUAAAAAUGAGAUUUUUUUUUUUUUUAAUCCAAGCAGCCACACACACAAUAAUGUUGCUUUCUAUUUCUGCUUGGAAUAAUUUCUUAAUUUUGGCUUGCAGCUGAAAUAAAGAUGUUUUCCUAUAAAAGUAAUAAAAAAUGCACACCAUUAUUUCUUGUGCCUAAUCCUGUAUAUGUAAACAAGAUGUCUUAUGGACUGUUGGAAUGCAUGGAUACUCAUCUACUAGCCUUGGCAGACCUGGAAUAGUGUCAGGAGAAACACAGGGUGUAGUAGAGGCAUUCUGAAGUGAAAUACAGAUUUCUAAGAAUCUUGCUGUUUUCCAUUAAGUGUGAUUUGACUUGAGCUCAGACUUCUGUCUCUAAGAGUACUUGAAGUCUUAACUUCACGCUUAAAGUAGUAGGAAGAACAUUACCAAAGAAACUGUCCCUGAACACCAAGAAAGUAACACUGGUAAUACAAAUACAUAUAUGUACACAUAUAUAAAAUUGUUUUGGUGCUUCUCUACAUUCAUUUCAAAAUUUUUUGUCCUUGAUUACUUAGUUUGAGCAUGGUUUUGUACUCCCUUGGGCCGUUCUAAAAAAUUUCAGCUCUAAAAUCUGAUUCUGUUUACUUUUAAUGUAUUUUCCUUUUUUUUUUUUUUUUUUCUUUUUUUUUUUACAAUUUGAAAAUGUCAGGUACUGAGAAGUGAUAGGGUACAAGUUUAUAAAAUGUGUGCCUGCCAAGUGGUCCUCUGAAAAUUGAACAGGUGUUCCUUGAUGUGUUCUGAACCAACAAGUGGAGUACUUAUUAGUAUGACACUGAGAACACCAGUGGAUGAAAAAUUCUAGAUAGCUGUAGCUACUAGCAUGCCAUCUGUAUUUGUGUGUGCAGAACUCUGAACUUGGACAGCAAAAUUAGCAGUGCUUAAAUGCCAGGAUAAAGUUCUUGUUUAACAAGCAAGUUCAAAUGUGUCUAUCCAUAUGGCUAUAUAAAUAUCCUAAAUAUGUUAAAAAUUACGGAAAACAUAUUUUCACUUAACCUACUGCACACGAGGAUGCAAAUUUACAUAAUGUAAAAUCCACUUUAAAGAACUACAUGGAAAAUGGAAUUCCUUUGGAAUUUGUUUUUAAGUAAGUCAUAUUCUGCCUUAGUGCACUAAACCCUGAAUGGAGAGAAAUGUGGAUGAAUGGACCAUCUGCUGUGAAUGCUUCAGGCUUUGGGAUCCUUUAACUACUUAUUGCACUCUUUUAAAUUACAUUCUACUGCUAGCUUACUCACCUUGGCCCAUAAGUGGGAGAAAGCUCCUGUAAACACAGUCCCCAUUUUUGCUUUUGCUUUUUAUUCAUUCCUCCUGCUCUUCUCCUCUUGUUCAUACUUUCAGUACAGAAGUAAAGAUACUUCAGGUGUUCUAUAAUGACUCUUCUGAUCAGUGGCAAUACAACCACUGUUAAAACUUAGCUGUUUAAAAAAGCAAGCAAACAAAUCAAAGAACCCAUAAAAUCCAAUCAGCGUUGGUCAGGCAAGAAGGUAUAGAUUUUACAACAACAGCAUAGUUUCUGUGGCCUGGGAUUCUUUUCAAAAUAGAUGAACCUUCAGAUGGCCUAGACUGCCAUAAACUGUCUCCUUACCUGCAGAAAUUCUUAGCAGUUUUUUAUAACCAUAUGUCUGCAUCUAUCCUGAAGCUGCAAGAGCCGUCACUGAAUUUGUGUGUUUUGAGCAGUUGCUCAUGAUAGGCUUCAACACGCUGAGGGUUGAUCCUGGUGUUUCAUGCAACGACAUCAUGCAUAAUGGUAGCAGACACUUUGAUGGACUAUUGGCUUGGCUGUAACUUUUAUCAGUAAGUGUGGAGAGAAGGUGAGGCAAACUGUAGUAUAGUAAGCCUGUAUACUAAUCACGAUUGCUACUUUCCCAAAAACAAGACUUGUCAAGUAAGCAGAGUGGUUUUUGAUCACAGGCUUUCACCUGCCUAAUAAUAUAACAGUAAAUUGCAAACCAGUAUGAACAGGAAUACCUGAUGUUGAAUUUAUCCUUUUUUCAUGCUUUCAGAUGUUGUACUGUGUUUAUCAAAUUGACUAAGUUGACACAGUCUGUAUUUUUAUAAAUAAGUGUUUAAAAGCUGUAGUGUGUUUCAGUAUGGGUUUACGUGCUACACAUGUAGACAAGCAUGCUCCAAGAGUCAGAACUGACUGUCCAGGUGCAUAUAGAACUUCACCUUCACGAUCCCUUUAUAAUGUGAAAAAUUGCAUGGGUAUACAAGUUUGACAGAAAUCUUAAUCUUUUCCCUCAUGUAUAAGCCCAUUUUCCUAUCUAAUGUAACGUAUUUUGUUUCUAGAAUUACAUCCUAGGUAACAAGGAUAAGAGGAAAUAGCUUCAAGUUGUGCCAUGGGAGGUUUAGAUUGGAUGUUAGGAAAAGUGAUUUUCAUGGAAUGGGUUUUCAGGUGUUAGAACAAGCUGCCCAGGGAAGCUGUGCAGUUACCAUGCCUGGGGGUGUUCAAAAAAACCCAAGGGUGUGGCAUUUAAGGACAUGGUUUAAUGGUGAACAUGGUGGUGGUGCUACCUUAGUGGCUGGUGAUCCUAGAGGUUUUUCUAAUCUUACCAAUUCUGUGAUCUUGUAUCAGUAAUAACAUUUCUUAGAGGAAUUGGAAUUUAUGUGGAAUGUUAAUACACUGCUAAGCACAGGGCUGAUCAGCUACUCUGACUCAUUGAUAUAACUUGACAAAAAAAUCUUCCAUUGGAUGGUAUUCUGGAUUGUGUACAUUGUCAAGUCACCAUUUCGGUAGUUUAGGAAUUAGUUUUACUAGGAAUUUUGCCUUGGAAAAGAAAUGCCUGUUUUGCAUAAUGAUGCAUUUUUGGCUUGCAUUCUUUAAACAUGGCAUGAGUACUGACUAAAUAAAUACUGUACCCAUUAAUGAUUGGUCUUUCCCAAUUUGCUACUAAUUUUUUUUUAUUUUUAUUUUUAUUUUUUUUUUUUUUAAAAAAAAAACUUCUGUGCAGAAAGGAGAUCCUUUUUAAAGUAAUGAGUUAUGUGUCUGGAACACUGUUUUAGGGUGGUAAUAAUUUUCCCAUUAUAAGAGUCUUGAAUAACAGUUGAAGAGGAGGGGCCCCUUGCAUGGCUGUUUGAUUCUGCACAUUCAUAAACCUUAUAUGCAGAAAUUAAUCUCAUGUCUUCAUGCUCUAGUUUUUUUCUAAAUGUAUUCAAUAAAAUUCUUAUUACAUG
Messenger RNA from Hirundo rustica (Barn swallow), 5501 nucleotides. It is a transcript of the gene CHORDC1, whose product is annotated as cysteine and histidine rich domain containing 1. The transcript is spliced from 11 exons. Bases 118 to 1113 code for a protein of 331 amino acids. The record is from RefSeq and is a predicted model, not a curated record. NCBI's taxonomy places the organism in Eukaryota, Metazoa, Chordata, Aves, Passeriformes, Hirundinidae.